UCGGUCGCUUGUUAACGCUACAAUAUAAGCGCAGUCUGCGCUUAUUUGUCUCUCAACGUUUUUUGCACGAGUUUUUUCUUUACGUAUUUAUUCAUUGACAAAAACUCAAGCUGCGCUCCGUAUGUGUAUGUGAGUGCGCGCGUUUGUGAGGCCGCUUUUGCGUGAACAGUCUGUGUGUUUGUGUGUGCAGCUCCGGCUCUGUGGUGAUUUGGGUGCAGAGUAUAUAUAUAUAAUAUGAAGUAUAAAUAAAAAAAGUGAAUAAAUCAACUCAUAACAUUUUGAAAAUUCAAACCUGCCUUGCGUCUUCUGUUAGACUGCAAAAGUUUAAAAAAUAUAUAAACUUAAAUACUUUCAAGCAUAGCUAAACAUAUUUACAAAUAAAGCUUUUAAAACAGUUUCGUUAAGCUCCUUAGAAACUUGUCGAUCAGCCGUCGUCCUUAAAGAACGAAUUUGAAAAUAAAAACCGUUGCUAAAAACAAAAUGGCCACGACAGCGGCUGCCGUGGCAGCGACUAGUGUUGUGGUAUUGGAUCGUGGUAAUAAUACAACAUGCACAAUCAACUUGCAUGGUGCGACAGUUGUGUCCUGGCGUGUGAAUAAUCAGGAACAGUUGUUUGUCAGCAAACUGGCAUCUUUUGAUGGCAAGAAGGCGAUUCGUGGUGGCAUACCCUUUGUCUUUCCUCAAUUUGGCCCAUGGUCCUUUGGUCCUCAGCAUGGAUUUGCGAGAAUCACACGCUGGCACCUGGAUCGUGCACCGGAGCGUCUUCACAAUGGCGAUGUCGAGGCGAUAUUUUCUUUAAUGGACAACGAGUUUACGCGCUCCAUUUGGAACUAUCAAUUUCGCAUUACUUAUCGUCUGAUAUUACGUGAGAAGGAGCUGCACUUUCACAUUGGUGUCUACAAUCCGAGCAAGGAUCUGAGUUUUACCUUUAAUAUGCUGCUCCAUACCUAUCUGAAAGUGCCAGACGUCCGACGAUGUCAGAUAACGGGUCUACAGGGCUGUCAUUUCAUAGACAAAACACGUGAGGGCGCUUUGUAUCAGGAGGGUCGCGAGGUGGUAACCGUAAAUGAGUGGACUGACCGAAUCUAUCAGCACACACCACAGGAACACGUUAUUACCAAUGUGGUGUCCGGCCGUAAGAUGAGGCUUCACAAAUACAAUUUUCCUGAUACGGUUAUUUGGAAUCCCUGGGUUGAUCGUUCGCGAGAAAUGAGCGAUUUUGGCGAUGAUGAAUUCCCCAACAUGCUGUGCGUGGAGGCUGGCAAUGUCAGUUCUCCGGUUAUAUUAUUGCCAGGCACAGCGUUUGAAGCUAGCCAGAUACUUCAGAUCAUCAUCGAGGGAAAUGUGAGUCGUAAAACGAAACGGAAUCGCUAGCGUUUAAGGAAUCGGAACCAACUGAGGUAAACCGAUUCCAACACUUUUCUGAGAUCAAUUAGAAGAUGGAGAAAGCGCAGAAACGAUUAAAAAUGGAUUUGUUUUCGAUUUAGUGAUUAACGUAAAUUUUAAGUAACUCUCAUUUCGUUUAGCAAUAUUAAGCCUAAAAGUUGUAAAGGUUAAUAAACCCAAAUCUAGUGCUAUACUCUAUAUAACUAUAUGUUAAAUAAAUGCUCACAUUGAAUGGGUUCGUGUCGUGUCCAACCUAAACAAAUAAAAAAAUAAAAGAAUAGCACUUUCAAUACGUAUUAAAUGUGCAUUAACUAAAAUAAAUAAUUAGAUAAUAUGUCUAGACUUCAGAUUAUAUGGCAAUGUGUAUACGAUUUAACCUAUUUAGAUAUUUUAUAAGUAAGCUUAAAACGUUUCUGUGUAAAAUACUAAAAAC
This is a messenger RNA of Drosophila innubila, 1819 nucleotides long. RefSeq names its product glucose-6-phosphate 1-epimerase. The coding region runs from base 481 to 1374 and encodes 297 amino acids. Gene Ontology annotation, biological process: carbohydrate metabolic process. Gene Ontology annotation, molecular function: isomerase activity; carbohydrate binding. The transcript is spliced from 8 exons. NCBI's taxonomy places the organism in Eukaryota, Metazoa, Arthropoda, Insecta, Diptera, Drosophilidae. The record is from RefSeq and is a predicted model, not a curated record.